Messenger RNA from Penicillium cosmopolitanum, 579 nucleotides. Its product is annotated as translocon subunit SSS1. Gene Ontology annotation, biological process: protein targeting; post-translational protein targeting to membrane, translocation. Gene Ontology annotation, cellular component: Ssh1 translocon complex; membrane. The transcript is spliced from 3 exons. NCBI's taxonomy places the organism in Eukaryota, Fungi, Ascomycota, Eurotiomycetes, Eurotiales, Aspergillaceae. The record is from RefSeq and is a predicted model, not a curated record. Gene Ontology annotation, molecular function: transmembrane protein transporter activity. The coding region runs from base 1 to 579 and encodes 192 amino acids.
AUGAGCGCGUACAGAGAUGCCCUUCUGAGCUUCGAUACAGGGAAAGAAAGAGAAGAUAUGCCACAGACAGGCAGAAGCAGCGAGAACUGCGUAAGUAUCAACAAAGGAGAUAUCAAUCCUUCCUCUACCAGCCAGAGAUGUCGAGAUGUUUUGGGGGGGAAGGUGAAACAAGUCGUCGACGUCGAGAGACCCAAGGGAGCGCGGGUGCCGGGGAUCGGGAAGAAGUGUUGUUCCGGUUCCCCAGAAAUGGAAGCCGCCGAAGUGGCCAGAAUGGCAUUCGCUCCUUCCUCAGAUCCUCAGAUCCCCCCUCUCAAACUUACCUUCUUUCUCCAACCUCCAUCCCCUUCACACCUUACACCUCACACCAUGUCUGACACUAUCCAAGAGCUCGCCGAUAUCCCCAAGGACUUUGUCCGUGAGGGUUCUCUCUUCAUUAAGCGUUGCACCAAGCCCGACAAGCGCGAGUUCAUCAAGAUCAGCCAGGCCGUCGGCAUGGGCUUCCUCGUUAUGGGUGCCAUUGGUUACUUCGUCAAGCUGAUUCACAUCCCUGUCAACCAGGUCCUGGUCGGUGGUGCUUAA